Messenger RNA from Populus euphratica (Euphrates poplar), 2181 nucleotides. Its product is annotated as cysteine-rich receptor-like protein kinase 25. The transcript is spliced from 7 exons. The record is from RefSeq and is a predicted model, not a curated record. NCBI's taxonomy places the organism in Eukaryota, Viridiplantae, Streptophyta, Magnoliopsida, Malpighiales, Salicaceae. Gene Ontology annotation, cellular component: plasma membrane. Gene Ontology annotation, molecular function: ATP binding; protein serine/threonine kinase activity. Gene Ontology annotation, biological process: protein phosphorylation. The coding region runs from base 151 to 2181 and encodes 676 amino acids.
CUUUCGCAAUAUUACUAAUAACUGAUGAUGUUUCAUUUCUAACCUCCAUGGCCGAAUCUAAAAAAAAUAAAAAAAAAUCUUGUCUUUACUUCAUCAAAUACAUUCCAUAACCAUAUCCUCGCCUCACCAUUUUCUCUCAAGUUAAUCCUGAUGAAAAUUAUGUUUCUUCGACUCAAUCCCACAUCCUAUCUUUCAGUUCUGAUCACAAUUAUUACCCUUAUUAGCUCAAUUGCUAGCCAACCAGCUUACACUUACCCUUUCUGUCCAGAUCCUCAAAAUAUCACAGAAAACGCUAGUUACACUUCAAACCUUAGCGCCCUCUUGAGUUCUUUAUCCUCCAAGGCCUCCCUGAAGAGCUUCUAUGCAGACAGUUCUAAUGGUAUUUACAGUCUCUACCUUUGCAGGGGCGAUGUUUCAAGCAAUACCUGUCAAACCUGCAUUAACAAUGCUACUCGAGAAAUCCAACGGCGAUGUGCUUCUAAUGGAACUGCAAUCAUUUGGUACGAUGAGUGCAUGCUACGUUACUCGAAUAAAAACUUUCAUGGAGUUUAUCAGACUUAUCCAAGAUUGUUCAUGUGGAAUAACGAGAAUACUACAACACCAGAUGAACAGAAUUUUGGUGCGCUCAGAUUGAUAUACACGCUGAUAGAAUAUGUUCCAUAUACAGAUAUGAUGUUCGGGACUAAUCAAUCAGCGAGUCAUGAUGGGUCUCAAAAUAGAUAUGCUUUGACGCAGUGUAGUAGAGAUAUAAAUAGUAGUGAUUGUAGUUCUUGUUUGGGAAUCUUAAGAGAUGCUGUGACACAGUGUUGCCAAGCUAAGAAAGGCUGGCGUAUUUUCGCCUCAAGUUGUAGUUUAAGGUAUGAGGAAUAUCAAUUCUAUCAGCUGCCAUCAGUGCCAUCAACGCCGGUACCGGUUCCUUCUACCCAAGUGCCAGAGCCAGUGCCCGGAGGAAAUGGAGGGAACAAUACAACUAUGAUUGUGAUUGCUACUGUAGUAUCAUCAUUAGCUAUAGUUGUUGCUCUCUUGCUGUUCUGGUAUUUUUCAUGCUGGAAAGGGCCAAGAAGAACAGAGGAGGAAAGAAGCCAAGAAAUUCUAUUACGAGAAAAUUCAAAUCACAGCUACCUGAAUGAAGGAGAAUUGCCUAUUACCGGUUAUGACAAUGGUGAACAAAUGCAUUACUUCAAUUUGACGACCAUAAGGUUAGCUACAAACAAUUUCUCUGAUGAAAAUAAGCUUGGAGAAGGAGGUUUUGGCCCAGUUUACAAGGGCAUUCUUCCUGCUGGAGAAGAAAUAGCAGUCAAAAGGCUUUCCAUGGUAUCAAAACAAGGUCUUGAAGAAUUCAGAAAUGAAGUGAUGGUCAUCGCUAAACUUCAGCACAAAAAUCUUGUAAGGCUGUUGGGAUAUUGCUUGGAAGGAGAUGAAAAGCUUCUUGUCUAUGAGUACCUGGCAAACACAAGCCUUGAUGCCUUCCUGUUUGAUCCAAAGAAAAGUAGGGAACUCGACUGGCCAAAGCGUGCUAAUAUUAUAUCAGGAACUGCAAGGGGCCGGCAGUAUCUACAUGAAGACUCUAGACUCAAAAUCGUACACCGUGAUAUGAAAGCAAGCAAUAACUUGUUGGAUGAUCAGAUGAACCCAAAGAUAUCAAACUUUGGCACUGCAAGAAUUUUCGGAGGGAAUCAACUUGAGGCCAACACUAACAAAGUUGUUGGCACAUUUGGAUACAUGGCACCAGAAUAUGCACUGGAGGGAAUGAUUUCAACAAAGUCAGAUGUUUACAGCUUUAGAAUCCUGUUGUUAGAAAUCAUUACUGGUAAAAAGAACAGAGGUUUCUACAGCCAAAAUCAAGCCCAAAGCCACCUCUUACAUGCCUGGCAGCUGUGGAAUGAAGGCACAGGAAAGGAGUUGAUAGACAGAAAUAUAAUCGACUCUUGUCCAGUAAGUGAGGCUUUGAGAUGGAUCCAUAUUGCAUUACUUUGUGUUCAAGAUGAUCCUGCGCGUAGGCCAACCAUGUCAUUAGUUGUUCUCAUGCUUGGAAGUAAUGCUGUAAACCUUCCCCAACCAUCAACAGGUCCAAAAUCUCCGGUUAAAUUUACUUCAGUCCUGUCUCAUCAGUCUUCAGCAUCUUUGUCAGGAUCAUGUUUUCUUGCAUCUGAUCAAUCUACAGCUAGUGCUUCUUGGUAG